UGGCCCGAACAACAGCAUGUUUUGUCCUUACACUAGUGGAGAAAGCCUUUACUGAUUCAUUUUUAUACCUAAAUUUCACAUACCUUGAAAUUUAUGUAACUUGCUCUAGGUACGCUAUUGGGACCAGAGAUGUGCGGGGCAUUGAUUUUCCAUCCCCCGCGGGGCCCGCCCCGUAAAAUUCACAAACCCGUCCCGUCCGAACCCCGUGGUUAUUCUUUUUGAGAAUCCCCGCCCCGCCUGUGCCCCGGCAAAUCUAUACCCGCUCCGCCCAUAUCCCGCACAGGCAGCUUCUUGGACCAGCCCGCCCGACCCGCCAUUUUUGUGACGGGCCCCGACCCGUCCCCGUGUAACCCGAAGAAAUUUUUUAUUUACCAGAUACUUUAUUUUUAAUGACGCAUUCCUUUUAUGAAAAAUCAUUUUUUACAAAAACAAAACUCAAGUCUAUAUGAGAUGGUUUUAAAUGGUUCACUUUAUGAUUGUCGACAAGCACGUAUUUUUGUGGUUGUUCUUUUAAAAACAUUUUUAUAUUUGACGAAUUACAUUUAAUAUUACUCGAUGGGCAAUGACUGAGAGAUGAAGAAAUAAUUGUAGAUGAACGAUCAGUAUUCGACGAAGCUGUCCUAUUAAGUGAUUCAUCAGGAGAUAAAUCAUGUAAUUCGAUGAUACUUAUUAGGUCUGACCAAAAGUUCUGGCAACAUUAUAUAAAAAUAUAAAGGUAAGUAGGCAGCUUUAAUUUUAUUUUAUCAAAUAUUGAGGACAGUUGCCAUGAUUAUUUAUACCAAGUUCGAACCUUUCCAACAAUUUGUUAAAAGUUUUUUUCGAAAAAAGUUUUAGAUAUCGCACGAGCUUAUCAUGUUUCAUUUAUUUAAUCAGUUAAACUACACUUAAUAGAAUUAGUUAGCGAAAAGUUACAUAGUAUCAGGCCUGGCGAAUAUGAUAGAUAUGAUAUUAUAUUGAUGCCUUCUUCUGUCAUGCAAUUAAUAACAUUAGAUGAGUAUGAAGUCAACGAUGACCGUCAAGCAAUUUUGUACAUUAUAAACCUGAUGUCUCUGUUUGUUUCCAUAUUUGAUUAAUAAAAUGUUUUGGAGAGCGUUCAGCCUAAUACUUGUGACUUACAGUCUUGCCUUUAUCUACAUUCAGGAGUAUUUGAUUUAAAAAAUAUACCAAACAAAGCAUUUUCUAAAAUCUUUAUUCAUGAACAAUAGUCUUUGACGAUUCAUCUUCAAUAAGCCAGCCAGCAUCGGAUAACUUAUGACUAACCUAUCUAAAAUAAAUCUAUAUCUCAUCACUAGUAGUACUAGAAUGCAACUGAUAUGAUCGAACAAGAUUUUGCUAACUUUUCACAAUAAAUGAAAUAUGAUUAGCUCAUGCGGUAUCCAUGAUACAUAAAAAUUUUUCGAAAAAACUUCAAAAAACUUUUAACUAAUCGUUGGAAAGGAUCAAACUUGGUAUAAAUAAUCAUGGCAACUGUCCUCAAAAUUUGAUAAAAUUAGAUUAAAGAUAUCUCCUUAUCUUUAUAUUUUUAUAUAAUGUUGUCAGAGCUUUUGGCCAGACCUAAGUAGUAAUUCACAAAAAAAUUCAAACGAUAAUUCUAAAUAUAAAAUAAGUUUUCGUCCAGUUAUUCACUUAAUAUAAAUUGAUAGUAGAAGUUGCGUAUGACAGACGAUAAAGAAAGAAAGAAACAAACAAAUGGUAGACAAUCUUGUACAUAAUAGGAUGAAAGUAAUGAACCAAUCAAUAUGUACUUUGUACUACACACCUAUACUAAGGACAUCCCGUGAUAAGUUUUGACGAUCUUUCAUCACACCCGAAAAAAAAUGUUUACCCGCCCGAACCCGUGUAUUUCAUACCCGCUCCGCCCGAGACCCGUGUAUUUCACACCCGCUCCGCCCGAGACCCGUGUCAUUUAAAAAAAUUAUUACCCGCCCCGCCCGCCCGUGUGCCGGAAAAUACCCGCGCCCCGUUAAUCCCGCGUUUAAUUAAAUUUUUCUUCCCCGCCCGCCCGUCGCCACGUGGCCCCGCGAGGCCCGCGGGGUGAACCCCGUGGACCGCACAUCUCUGAUGGGGACGUAAUAUUUUAAAUUUAUUAGUUUGGCGGUGAGACCUUUCAUUUGACCCGAACAUGGUCGAUCAACUCGAUUAACAAUACAGACGGUUCCAUUGUAAGUUCUAAAUAUUCGAAAACAUCAACUACCACUCAGCAGCAGCCAGAAGCAGCCGAAGUUUUUGAGUAUUUUGGCUCUAACACCAUAACUUAUUGGGUAAAUUUGAAUACUUUUUUUUUACUAAAAUGAUCAGCGCAACGAGGUUUACAAAGUUCUACAGACAAAAAAAUCUUCUGAGAACUCUGUGUUAUUUACGGUUGACUACUCAGGGAAGUACCCAUUAAAAAUACAAUUCGCAAACAUUUUAUCGUUGAUAGUUAAGUUCUCUUUAAGAAAAAAACAUCAAUUAGAAUUUAUUGCCAUUAGAAAAGAAUUAGUAUAUAAUAUCAACAUGUUGCUCUCUAUAAUUUUUUUUGUAAGACUGUUUGUGAUAUCUUAGGCAAAUAAACAGAGAUUCAAUGAUAGCAAAGCUUUAUUUUCUUUUUUCUACAGACUAUGUCAAUACUUAUUAUCUAUAUCUUGAUAAGAAUGUAAAUUUUAAAGCAUAAAUAUAAAAUAUUUGUCCUUGCUAUUGGAAAAAUGAAAAAUAAAAUGAGCUUGUAAAAGAAAUGAAUAUUUUUUAUUCCAUCUGUGCCUUGUUUUUUUUUUCAACAUGAAAUACUAAUAAAUUAUAUUCUGUAUACAACUACACUUCUUCAUUGCUCUUAUAUGAAUAAAUGCAAAAUUAUGUGAAAAUACAUCUGUUGGGAAGCAAACAGAGCGUCCUCUAGAAAAUUCUUUAAAAAAAAUGGUGUCAUUUCCAUCUCGAUACUUUCACAUCACGCUUUAAGAAGUGUUUCUGAAUUUUCGUUAUCGUUUGCGAAAUUAUCAAACUUUCAACUCCGUCGAAAUUUCGAAUUAACCGAAAAAUUAUAUCGUGGUUACCAGGCUUGUUUUAAUUAUCUCGAAAAAAAACAUAGAGUUCUCACUUCAAAAGUUGUCAUUCUGUGGAGCGAAUUGAGAAAAAAUGGAAUUUUGUAACAAAGUUUGAACAAAAACUGUACGACUCUUCGAUCAUUUAAAUCAUCACAACACAACAUAGCAAUUUGAGUGGAGGGUCGAGAAAGUAAAAAAAUCGCGAAUGAUUACUAUACAGUGCUUCGCAUUGUAACAAAAGAAAACUCGCGAAGGACUACAUAAAUGCUGUGAUUUGCACUGCAUUAAUAACAUUACUUCUAACCAAUAUUAGUCUGAUUUACACUUAUGCAAAAUUGCUGAUCAAUUGGAUAUGGUAUACGUGUAUACACUUGAUUUUUGUGUACUCAAAAAGUGAGUACACUCUAGAAUCGGUCAGUGUGUCCGGCCGGCCGUCCAUUUACACGAUAACCUUUGAAAGAAUAGUCCGAUUGUCAUGACAUUUUCUACACAGUUUAGUCUUAACAAUAUCUCGGUCGAGUUCGAAGAUGAGAAUGAUUGGCCGAGCCACUGCUGAGUUAUUGCAAAAAUAGCCAUUUUUCCCUAUGCUUCCCUACGAGAAGAUACACCCUUCUCUGUCUUCGUAAAAAACUUUUCCUGUCAUAGUCAAAUAAAACCCCAACUAUUAUAUACCAUUUGAUAGAGAAUUUUACGAGCUACAAAAUGGUAUUUAAAACAUAGGGAAACAAGAAAGUUAACUUACCUAUUGCAAAGAUAAUUAAACGGAAAUCGGUUCUGUGUUUGUCCACGCUCUAAUUGAUCCAUAAAUAGAGCUCUCUCUUCCGAUCACAGAGAUGAUAGUUCGAGGUUUUCUGGGGUGGAGUACUCGAAUCUGUGCUCCAUUCGCCUCGAAAUUCCAUUGGUUGAGCAGUGACCAAUAGAAAUCAAGUUAUAGGAAAAACGAGUUUCUUGGGGUAAAUCAAGAUGAAGAGUUCAAAUCUGAGCUGUAUCUGCCUCCAAAUCCUAUUGAUUGAGCAGUAGCCAAUAGAAAUCAAGUGUUUAUACAAAAGGUUUGCCAGGACAAUUUUGAUGUCCACACAUUCUAGGAUGACUCAUCUGUCUCAUUCACUUUUUGAAGUACACAUAACUCUCGGAUUUAAAUCCGAGGUUUCCACAUUUAUUUAUUACUUAAUAAUUGUUUCGAUAUAAUAAUAUUAAUAUUAAAAAAAAUAUCAUUUUUCUUGAAUAUAAUUUCAUAUUUUAAUGAAACAUUCAAAAUAAAAAUAAAAUCAAUAAAAGAAAAGUUUCUUCGUACAUAAAAGAAUUUGUUUUUUUUCAUAGUAUUAUUAAAAAUAAAAAUAAAUCUUUAAUUGAAUUGUUAAUUCUUAUGAAACGAAUACUUUUAAAAAAUCCUUUCUUUAUUAUAUUUUCAAACUUUUAUUUAUAAAUUUUCUCCAAUGUUAAUUUUAAUAAUCUUCUUUAUUUAUCUUUUUCCAAUCAUCAAAAAUUUUCUUUAAAAUAGAUACUUUAGAAAAACUUAAAUCAGAUAUGUUGUUAUCAGCUCCACAUAUGCAUCCUGAUUAUGUACAUCCUCAUGAAUUAUCUCGUCUCAAAGAAUUUUUAACCAUUAUUAAUUCACAUAUUGAUCGUUAUUCUAAACAUGAAUUAUUUGAAGAUAGUACAAUGCUCCAUCAGCAACAAGACAGUCCUUCAUCUACACUUGUGUUUUAUUAUGAACAAUCUUCUUAUUAA
Molecule: messenger RNA, 4751 nt
Organism: Rotaria sordida
Lineage: Eukaryota; Metazoa; Rotifera; Eurotatoria; Philodinida; Philodinidae
Source: the annotation of a GenBank genome assembly